Molecule: messenger RNA, 1273 nt
Organism: Gossypium raimondii (Peruvian cotton)
Lineage: Eukaryota; Viridiplantae; Streptophyta; Magnoliopsida; Malvales; Malvaceae
Product: probable receptor-like protein kinase At1g49730
Exons: 7
Coding region: 219-1124 (301 amino acids)
Biological process (GO): protein phosphorylation
Cellular component (GO): plasma membrane
Molecular function (GO): protein kinase activity; ATP binding
Source: RefSeq, a predicted model, not a curated record
UAACUCUCACUUCCUUCCCAAGUUUGUGAAUUAUGAGAUGGAAUCUCAGUGUUUUAUUAUUAUUAUUUAAUUACCGAAAAUCGGAUUCUUGGGUAAUACAAAGACAUGACAAUUAGUAAUUAAGUAUUUGACUGCCGCAGAACCAGGGUCAUAUAAGUUAACCCAAGAGAACAAAAGAAAAGAAGUGUUUCAGAAAGAAACAGAGUGUUGUUUUGGGAAUGGAUCCUAUGAUCCGGAAACUUAGAUUUCGUCUUCUUGCAUGGCUUCACCGAUCUCGCUCCGGACCAAUCUUGUUUGUGAAGAAGUUCUCAUACAAAGAUGUAAAGAGGGCAACCGAUGGCUUCCACAGGAUAGUAUACAGCAAUUCCCAUGGGGCUGCUUAUAAGGCCAACUUUGAAGGAGGUGAAGUUGCUUUGGUAAAAGAAGCAAGAGCUUUUGAUGAAGGGAAAGAGAGUUUCUAUCGAGAAGUGCAAUUCUUGGGGCGAUUGCAUCACCGCCAUCUUCUUUCGCUUAGGGGGUUUUCCACAGGGCAGAAGAGGUUAUUAGUGUUUGACAAUAUUGAAAAUGGAAGCUUGAAGGAGCAUUUUAAUGAUCCUCUCAGGACUCCUUUGAAUUGGAAAGCAAGGCUACAAAUAGCUGUAGGUGUGGCAGCAGCAUUGGAAUACUUGCUUCUUUUCAGUAACCCACCUGUUUAUCAUGUCUCCAUCAGCUCAAGCAAUAUCAUGUUAGAUGAAAACUUUACAGCAAAGCUAUCAGACGUCGGCCUUCUCAGUUCAAUUGGAACUUAUGUUCAAAUGCCUCAUUCCUCGUGUUCGGAAGAAUGCAUGGAUCAGGAAUGUGGCAACAUAGUUUAUCAGCUUGGGGUUCUGAUAUUGGAGCUAAUAACAGGGCAGUCAUCGGAGAAAGGGGGCACUGAUUUAAUCCAAUGGGUCCAAGGAUCUCGGCUAAGCAGUUCCAUCCAUAUGAUGAUAGAUCCAGAUCUAGGGAACAAUUAUGAUGCUGGGGAGCUUAAGAAGCUUUUAGUUGUAGCAAGAUUAUGUAUAAAAUCCAAGAGUAACCCUAAGUUUCCGGUCUCACAGGUAUUUCGUUUUCUGCAGAAAAAGGUACACAUUCCCCGAGAUUAAGUGUUGGUAAGCAGAGUUUAGUUUAGUUUUGUACACAAAAUUUCAUUUAUUUUAUUUAUAGGAAGGAAGUUGGAGUUCAUUCAUUUAUGGAGAUUUUGCAAGACUAGAACAAAUCCAAUAAAUAAAGAAUUGUUUCAUUCUGUUUUCAA